Messenger RNA from Cordyceps fumosorosea ARSEF 2679, 1938 nucleotides. Its product is annotated as L-amino acid oxidase. Bases 1 to 1938 code for a protein of 645 amino acids. Gene Ontology annotation, molecular function: polyamine oxidase activity; L-amino-acid oxidase activity. Lineage: Eukaryota; Fungi; Ascomycota; Sordariomycetes; Hypocreales; Cordycipitaceae. The record is from RefSeq and is a predicted model, not a curated record. The transcript has a single exon. Gene Ontology annotation, biological process: amino acid catabolic process.
AUGACUCAUCUGGCGAAAGAGACCAGCCACAGUUCACGAAAGCAGAAUUACUUGCCAGCGACUUCACGACGCAAAUGUCUUUCCUUCUCGGCUCCUCAUCUAAGUGACCUUCUUUACACAGCUCCUGCAGGUCCGCUUGAUCUCCCCAAAGAUGUUGUGCAGGAAUAUGAGAGGGUUUCUGCUACGAGUUCUGAUGACUUGACUUUCAAGCACAGAGUGUGUAUCGUCGGUGCCGGUAUUGCUGGCCUGUUCAUUGCCAUGAUUCUGGACAGCCUGGAGAUUCCUGGUCUGGAGUAUGAUAUCCUUGAAGCCUCAGAUCGAACUGGAGGACGGAUUUACACUCACUACUUCUCCAAUGUCUCGCACGACUAUUACGAUGUCGGCGCUAUGCGAUUUCCUGACAUUGACAUAAUGCGGUCAACUUUCAAGCUUUUCAAGCAGCUGAAGCUUCCCCUGAUUCCUUAUUAUUUUAGCCAAGAGAGCGGCUCUGUCAAAUGCCCGACCAUGUAUAACGACAUAACACUCAUUGAUGGUGAGCCCCGUGGGCCUGAUCCCUUUCGUGUUGGUGAGGCAAACGGAGGCUCAGUGCCUGACAAGAAUGUCGAUGACGUGAGCAAGCUGCUCGACGGUGCCUAUGAGCCAUUUAGAAAGGCAAUGGCUAAGGAUUUUGAAGAAGGAUUCAAACUCUUGAUGCGAUACGAUGGCUACACCACUCGCGAGUUUCUCAAAAAUCCACCCGCCGAUAAGAAAGGAGUGAUGCCCCUCAAAUAUCUAGACUUCUUCAGUAUCCAGUGGCUGGAGACUAACAACACGGGAAGUGGCCUCUUUGAUCAGGCAUUUUCGGAGUCGGUCAUGGACUCUUUUGACUUUGCCGGGCCUAGAGAAAAGACCAUAAAUUGGUACUGCAUCGACGGGGGUUCGUCACUCUUGACCCAGGCUAUGGAAAAGACUAUCAAGCAACCCGUCCAGCACGGAAAACGGGUGCGAAAAUACGAAAAAAACUCAACAACCAACGAAAUCACUGUUUCGGUUGCUGGAGAACCAGAGGGAAGUCGUCUGGACUAUACGACCGUCUUCAACACAACUAGCCUUCCGUGUCUGCAGCGAAUAGAUCUGACGGGUCUCGAUCUUCACCCUAGUCAAAAGUGCGCAAUCAGAAGCUUAGACUACGACGACAGUGCAAAAGUCGCCAUGAAGUUUUCAUAUCCAUGGUGGAUAACGAGGUGCGGCAUCACAAGCGGCGGCGAGGCUUCUACGGAUACACCUCUCCGCACGUGCGUGUAUCCGUCUUACAACAUCCGCGAUCCGCAAGACCAGUCGGCUACGCUUAUUUGUAGCUACACAUGGGCCCAGGAUGCAACACGCAUCGGCAACCUGAUUGCGUCGCAGGACAACGAACUCCGCGACCUGAUACUAGACAACUUGGCGCGGGUGCACUUGAAGAACUUCCAACAACAGGAUCCCGUUUCUUACCAUGGACUGACUACUCUUGACGAGGCUCGCCAGAUUAUCAGCGACGCCUACAUAUCGCACCACGCCUGGAGCUGGUCACACGACCCCUUCACCUCGGGCGCCUUUGCGCUGUUCGGGCCCGGCAAAUUCUCCAACCUGUACCCCUACCUCGCGCGUCCGGCGGCCGACAGCCGCUUCCACAUCUGCGGCGAGGCAAGCAGCACGCACCACGGGUGGAUCGGCGGCAGCCUGGACAGCGCGCUGACGAGCGUGCACAAGUUCCUGAAGCGAUUCGACUUGUGGGAGAAGCAGCUGAAGCUCAAGGAGCUGUGGGACAUGCCUCCGGGGGUAGAGGACGGCGUCGAUGGCACGCUGCAUCUGCAGGUUGCGCUGGGCAUGAUUCCGACGAGUGAAUUAGUUGGCCAAAAUACUGGCAUACCUGCACAGAACGACAACGAGGCUAUGCGAGGUUGUAUCGUUUCAUAG